ACUAAAACCAAGGGCGUAUUUACCACAAGGCAAACAAGGCAUUUGCCAAGGGCAGCACUUUUCAGGGGGGCAGCACUGCCCCCCAGAAGAAAGGACAGAAGAAGAGACACAUGCGGCAUGGGGACCAGGUGGGAUCUGAGAGAGGCUGCGGGCUGCUUGAUGGUGUAUACAGAGCCUGACUUUCAUUUUCAGGGAUGUCCAGAGCUGUAAAGGUGAGUGUCUCUCUCUUUCGUUGGGGGGAGGGGAGAUGUCUGUUAGUGGAUGGCUCCCUCAGGUCAAUGUCAGGCUCUCUCCAG
Staurois parvus is the source of this 296-nucleotide messenger RNA. The record is from the annotation of a GenBank genome assembly. NCBI's taxonomy places the organism in Eukaryota, Metazoa, Chordata, Amphibia, Anura, Ranidae.